GUUUUGAAGAAAAAGAUGAAAGCCCAUUUUAUUUGAAUUCUUAUUUUAGCUAUUUCUAGUCUUUCCCUUGCAAGAAAAAUAGAGUUCCACUUUGAGAACCUUAAUGAUGGAUCUUUUGAAACUGUCACUUGACAAGUUGGAGACCAAAUUGAAGUUCAUCUAGCAGAAAAUCCAGCAACUGAUUUUAAGUGGUUGAUUCCUGAGGAGAAAGAGGGUUUUAACUCAAUUUGGACUAUGGGCGAUGAUAAAUAUGAUGAAUUGCCGCCAACAGGCAAGCAAUCAUCAGGAGGUAUUCACACCUUCCAACUUAACUGCGAUUAUGCAGGAACUGAACAUUUAACCUUUGUCUACGGUAAACCAGAACUUUACGGUAGAGCAAUUGCUGAAUUCAAGAAGGAAGGAGUAUUUAAUGCAUUAACUAUGGGAGGUAAAGCGUUACAGCUAAGGAUUACUUCAUUGAGAUAA
Messenger RNA from Moneuplotes crassus, 465 nucleotides. The record is from the annotation of a GenBank genome assembly. NCBI's taxonomy places the organism in Eukaryota, Ciliophora, Spirotrichea, Euplotida, Euplotidae.